Messenger RNA from Fomitopsis serialis, 419 nucleotides. RefSeq lists its product as uncharacterized. Bases 97 to 357 code for a protein of 86 amino acids. NCBI's taxonomy places the organism in Eukaryota, Fungi, Basidiomycota, Agaricomycetes, Polyporales, Fomitopsidaceae. The transcript has a single exon. The record is from RefSeq and is a predicted model, not a curated record.
CCAAGGACAUGCUGAUCGGACGCGGCUUGUUCUCUAUUGUACAUUUUCUCAUCCUAAUGACGGCUCCAUGCGGACGUUCACCUUUUGAGUGGCGACAUGCCUGCGUGCUGCAUAGCGUAUACCUUGAUUCUCCCUGUGUUUGUGUCUGUGGCUGGUUGUGUCUGUGCUCCGCGCGCCGUCCUCAAACCUGGUGUUCGGGACGGCGCCCCCGAGUUAUAUACUGUGAGUCGUCGUGACGCGCACUCCCCCCCUCCCCCUCUGCUCUCCCGCUGUCCCCCUGCCCCCUCCUCUCAUCCCCCCAUGUCACUUUGUUACUGGUCGAGUUCCUGCACAUUUGUCAAUGACUGCCUAUGUUGAUACUACAAGUGCGGCCGCCGAGUCGAGAUGAACGUAACGUACUGUACCCUGUAUGAUUAGUA